CAGCAGCUCUGCACGCCAAGAAAUGGGCAAAGGAAUGGCAAAAAUGACAGAGCAGCCAAGCUGAGAUUCCUGGACUAUAAAAAUCUGCCUAUAAGCCAAGAAAAAAACACUCCCCGGGAAGGAUUUUCCAGGCACUGCUCCAUGGCAAGAUGGAAAUAAAAAGGGGGAGGACAUUUUGGAUCUUCUGCCUAAUCUGGAGUUGUUGCCAAGGCAAAGAACCAGUUCAGAUAGUCCAGGUCUCUACUGUCAGUAGAAGUGAGUGUGCCACCUGGGGGCAUUUCCACUUUCAUACCUUUGACCACGUGAAGUUCACUUUCCCGGGAACCUGCACCUACGUCUUUGCUUCCCACUGCAAUGACAGCUACCAGGACUUCAACAUCCAGAUCAGGCGCAGCGACAGGAACGGCCUCCUCCUCUACUUCACUGCCACCAUCGACGGGGUGGUCCUGGAGGUGAAGGAGACAGGCAUCACGGUGAACGGCAACAAGAUUCCCAUGCCCUUCAGCUUGAAGAGCAUCCUGAUCGAAGACACCUGCACUUACUUCCAAGUCACUUCCAAGCUGGGCCUGACACUCAAGUGGAACUGGGCUGACACUCUCCUACUGGACCUGGAAGAAACAUACAAGCAGAAAAUAUGUGGCCUGUGUGGGAACUAUGAUGGCAGUGAGAAGAAUGAUUUGAUUUUGGAUGGGUAUAAAAUGCACCCAAGGCAGUUUGGGAACUUCCACAAAGUAGAAGAUCCAUCAGGGAAGUGUGCUGAUGUGACUCCAGAUGACCCCACCGGAAAACAUCCUAGGAAGGAGGAUGACAGAUGCAGUAAAUAUAAAAAAAAGUGCAAGAAAUUGAUGUCCCGGUUUGGAAACUGCCCCAAAGUGGUUGCGUUUGAUGACUACAUAGAGACCUGCGCUGAGGAUAUGUGCAGCUGUGCAGCUAAUUCUUCUCACUCUGACCUGGUUUCCAGCUGCAUAUGCAGCACUUUAAACCAGUACUCUCGAGACUGUGUCCUCAGGAGAGGGGAUCCUGGGGAAUGGAGAACCAAAGAACUUUGCUAUCAGCAGUGCCCUAACAACAUGGAAUACAUGGAAUGUGGAAACUCAUGUGCUGACACCUGUGCUGACCCAGAAAGGAGCAAGAUUUGUAAAGCCCCAUGUACAGAUGGCUGCUUCUGCCCUCCUGGAACAAUCCUCGAUGACCUUGGAGGCAAAAAAUGCAUCCCCAGAGACAGCUGCCCCUGUAUGUUCCAAGGCAAAGUCUACAUGUCUGGAGGGACUUACUCCACUCCCUGCCAAAACUGCACUUGCAAAGGAGGCCACUGGAGCUGCAUCUCUCUGCCCUGCUCUGGACGCUGCCACGUAGAUGGAGGAUUCCACAUAACCACAUUUGAUAACAAGAGGUUCAAUUUUCAUGGCAACUGCCACUAUGUCUUAGCUAAGAACACUGAUGACACAUUUGUGGUGAUUGGGGAGAUCAUCCAGUGUGGGACAUCAAAGACAAUGACCUGCUUAAAGAAUGUGUUAGUCACACUAGGAAGAACUACUAUAAAAAUAUGCUCCUGUGGGAAUAUCUACAUGAACAAUUUCAUUGUGAAGCUGCCAGUAAGCAAAGAUGGCAUCACCAUCUUCAGACCCUCUACAUUUUUCAUCACAAUUUUGAGCUCAAUUGGAGUACGGAUCCGGGUGCAAAUGAAACCUAUGAUGCAGCUCUCCAUAAAGGUUCAUCACUCCUACCAGAACCGCACAUCCGGUCUUUGUGGCAAUUUCAAUAACAUCCAGACUGAUGACUUCAGAACAGUCACUGGAGCUGUGGAGGAUUCAGCUUCUGCUUUUGGUAACUCCUGGAAAACCCGAGCCAGCUGUUUUGACGUUGAGGACAGCUUUGAGGAUCCUUGUUCAAACAGCAUGGAUAAAGAGAAAUUUGCCCAGCAUUGGUGUGCUCUCCUGUCUAACACAAGCAGUGCCUUUGCUGCCUGCCACUCCGUCGUGGACCCUUCUGUGUACAUCAGGAAAUGUAUGUAUGACACCUGCAAUGCUGAGAAGAGUGAAGUGGCACUGUGUAGUGUGCUCUCUACCUACUCCAGAGACUGUGCUGCAGCCGGCGUGUACCUGAAGGGCUGGAGGCAGGGCAUCUGUGAUCCUUCUGAGGAGUGUCCUGAGACUAUGGUUUAUAACUAUAGCGUGAAGCACUGCAACCAGUCCUGCCGCUCGCUGGAUGAACCCGACCCGCUCUGCAAAGUGCAGAUGGCUCCCAUGGAGGGCUGUGCUUGCCCUGAAGGCACCUACCUCAACGAUGAGGAGGAAUGUGUCACUCCAGAUGAGUGUCCCUGCUACUACAAAGGCAAGAUCGUGCAGCCUGGCAACUCUUUCCAAGAGGACAAGCUGAUGUGCAAAUGCAUUCAAGGAAGAUUGGACUGCAUUGGAGAAACUGUCCUGGUAAAAGAUUGCCCAGCUCCUAUGUAUUACUUCAACUGCAGCUCUGCAGGUCCUGGUGCCACUGGAUCAGAGUGUCAGAAAAGCUGCAAGACCCAGGACAUGCACUGUUAUGUCACAGAAUGUGUUUCUGGCUGCAUGUGCCCCGAUGGGCUGGUGCUGGAUGGCAGUGGAAGAUGCAUACCCAAAGAUCAAUGCCCCUGUGUCCAUGGAGGACGCUUCUAUAAACCUGGGGAAACCAUCAAAGUGGACUGCAACACAUGCACCUGUAACAAAAGGCAAUGGAACUGCACAGAGAACCCCUGCAAGGGAACCUGCACCGUGUAUGGCAACGGGCACUACAUGAGCUUUGAUGGGGAGAAGUUUGAUUUCCUGGGAGACUGUGACUACAUCCUGGCUCAGGACUUCUGCCCCAAUAACAUGGAUGCUGGCACCUUCCGGAUUGUUAUUCAGAACAAUGCCUGUGGGAAGUCACUUUCCAUCUGCUCCCUGAAGAUCACACUCAUUUUUGAGAGCAGUGAAAUCAGGCUCCUGGAAGGAAGAAUUCAGGAGAUAGCCACUGACCCAAGAGCUGAGAAGAACUACAAAGUGGAUCUCAGAGGAGGUUACAUUGUGAUUGAGACAAACCGAGGGAUGAACUUCAUGUGGGACCAGAAGACUACAGUCGUGGUUCAUGUGGCACCAUCUUUCCAGGGGAAAGUCUGUGGCCUUUGUGGGGACUUCGAUGGCCGCUCGAGGAACGACUUCACAACCAGAGGGCAGUCCAUGGAGAUGAGCAUCCAGGAGUUUGGAAACAGCUGGAAAAUCACCAGCACCUGCUCCAACAUCAACAUGACAGACCUGUGUGCCAACCAGCCCUUCAAGUCUGCCCUGGGACAGAAGCACUGCAGCAUCAUUAAGAGUCACAUCUUUGAAGCCUGCCACAGCAAGGUGAACCCAAUACCUUAUUAUGAGUCCUGCAUUUCUGACUUCUGUGGCUGUGACAGUGUGGGAGACUGCGAGUGCUUUUGUACCUCUGUGGCUGCUUACUCGAGGAGCUGCAGCAGGGCUGGGGUCUGUGUGGACUGGAGAACUCCUGCCAUCUGCCCUGUGUUCUGUGAUUACUACAAUCCACCUGACAAACACGAGUGGUUCUACAAGCCCUGUGGAGCCCCUUGUCUGAAGACCUGCAGGAACCCACAAGGGAAAUGUGGGAACUUGCUGUACAGUUUAGAAGGCUGUUACCCAGAGUGCAGUCCUGACAAGCCAUACUUUGAUGAGGACAGCAGGAAAUGUGUCUCCCUCCUCAACUGCACUUCAUGUGAUCCUGAAGCCAAACUAUGUACUGGAGACUCCAAAGAUUGCCUUUGCUGCUACAAUGGAAAGACUUACACCUUAAAUGAGACCAUAUACACCCUAGUCUCUGGCACUGAAUGUGGUGAUGCCAUCUGUGGCCCUAAUGGAGCCAUCAUCAGAACUUUCAUCCCUUGCACAACAGCAUCCACACCAGCACAAGAAGCACAUGUGCAACCGGUGACAACAUCUGCACCUCCAUCAGCAGCAGUAGCCACUCCCUGCUUCUGCACUGACAAUGGACAAUUGCUACACAUGGGGGAAAAUGUUUCUCUGGCAGUGAAUGCAUCAGGCCGUUGUGCCUACUCCCUUUGCAAUGCAUUGUGUCAGAUCCAAGUCAUCUGGGCAGAGUGUAAAAAUGGUCCUGCCAAAGCCCUCAAGUUCUGUGAUCCAGCCUCUGAAAGCUGCCCACCCACAUCUGCAGCCAGCACAAUGAGUCACACAAUGAGUCACACAACGAGUCAAGUUCCUGCUUCCACGAGUGCUCCUGUCAGCGACUGCCUUGGGCUCAUCCCUCCCAGGAAGUUCAAUGAAACGUGGGACUUUGGCAACUGCCAGAUUGCCACUUGCCUGGGGGAAGGAAACAACAUUAAACUGUCCAGCGUGGCUUGCCCUCCUCAGCAGGUGAAACCCUGUGUCAAUGGAUUCCCAUUCAGGAAACACCAUGAUGAAAGUGGCUGCUGUGAAGUCUUUGAGUGUCAGUGUGUUUGCAGUGGCUGGGGAAAUGAGCACUAUGUGACUUUUGAUGGCACAUACUAUCAUUUUAAAGAAAACUGCACCUAUGUCCUUGUCAAGUCAAUCCGUCCCCACUUCUGGAUUCACAUAGACAACUACUACUGUGGUGCUGUUGGAGGAGCAAUCUGUUCCAUGUCCCUCCUCAUCUUCCACUCCAGCUCUGUUGUCGUUCUGACACAAGCAAAGGAACAUGGAAAAGAGACCAACCUGGUUUUAUUCAAUGGUAAGAAAGUUGUUCCAGACAUUUCCAAGCAUGGUAUCAGGAUAAGCAGCUCUGGCAUUUACAUCAUAGUUGAAAUACCUGAACUAGAAGUUUAUGUCUCCUACAGCCGACUUGCAUUUUACAUCAAGCUGCCUUUUGGCAAGUUCUAUAACAACACCAUGGGACUGUGUGGUACCUGCACCAACCAGAAGUCUGAUGAUGCUAUGAAGAGGAAUGGUGAGGUUAUCGAGUCCUUCAAAGAGAUGGCAUUAGACUGGAAAGCCCCAAAUGCCUCCAACAGAUACUGUAACCCAGGUGUCUCCAAACCAGCUGAGCUGGACUAUCAGCAGCACUGUGAACCUUCCAGUCUAUGUAAAAUCAUCUGGAACCUGACUGAAUGCCACAGGGUGGUGCCCCCUCAGCCCUACUAUGAGGCAUGUGUGGCCAGUGGGUGCUCCAAGCAGCACCCCAGCACCCAGUGCCAGAGCAUGCAGACGUAUGCAGCCUUGUGUGGGCUCCAGGGGGUCUGCGUGGACUGGAGGAGACAGGCGAAUGGGCAGUGCGAAGUCAGCUGUGCACAGGAUCAGGUGUACAAGCCAUGCAGGGAAGCUAAGAGAAACACUUGCACCAGCAGAGAAGCCACCAUGGACACCUUCCCCUCCAGAAACAGCACACCAAUGUUUGUUGAGGGAUGCUUCUGUCCUGAUGGGAAAAUUCUGCUGAAUGAGCAUGAUGGCAUUUGUGUUUCUGUCUGUGGUUGCACUGCACAGGACGGAUCAGUGAAGCAGCCCAGAGAGGCUUGGGAGCAUGACUGCCACUACUGCACUUGUGAUGAAGCAACUUUGAACAUCUCCUGCCUCCCCCGCCCCUGUGCUAAAUCUCUGCCUGUCACCUGCAGCAAAGAGGGCUUUGUCCCCAAGAUAAAGCCCCGGCUGGAUGACCCGUGCUGCACAGAGACAGUCUGUGAAUGUGAUAUAAAAACCUGCAUCAUCAACAAAACAGCAUGUGACAUUGGCUUCCAGCCCGUGGUUGCCAUCUCUGAGAAUGGUUGCUGUCCCAUCUUCUCCUGCAUACCAAAAGAUGUCUGUGUUUUUGAAGGAGUUGAAUUCAAGCCUGGAGCAAUGGUGCCUAAAGGCUCCUGUGAGAAUUGUGUAUGCACAGAUGAGCAGGAUGCUGUGACCCAGACCAACCGUAUCCACUGUGUUCCAGUGCAAUGCCAAACCAUCUGCCCACAGGGCUUCCGCUACGUGAUAGAGGAAGGUCAGUGCUGCAGCCAGUGCCAGCAAGUGGCAUGUGUGGCAAACUUCCCCUUUGGCAAUGUGACCAUUGAGGUUGGAAAGAGUUACAAAGAUCCACAUGAUAACUGUACCCAGUACACCUGCACUGAAGCAGCAGGUCAGUUUUCCUUGACAAGUACAGUAAAGGUCUGCCUACCAUUUGAAGAAUCAAACUGUGUCCCAGGGACAGUUGAUGUGACUUCAGAUGGCUGUUGUAAGACAUGUGUCGACCUGCCACACAAGUGCAAGCGCAACAUCAAGGAGCAGUACAUCACCUACAAGAGCUGUAAGUCAGUCGCUCCUGUCCCGGUGCCCUUUUGUGAAGGGACCUGCAGCACCUACUCCGUGUACUCCUUCGAGGCCAGUGCAAUGGAACACAAAUGCAUCUGCUGCCAUGAGAAAAGGAGUCACCAAGUGAAGUUGGAACUGGUUUGCUCUGAGCAUAAGAGAAUCCAGUACACAUAUGUGCAUGUAGACGAGUGUGGAUGCGUGGAAACAAAAUGCCCAAGCAGGAGAACAUGAGCGUGAACUACAGGAAACACUUCAGCUCCCACUUAAUGCUUCCCCAGCAAGUGAGUAGUUUAGAAAAGAGCUGUGAGUAACCUUCACACGACCUUACCUCCCUCUUGUGCUUUUCUCCCUCUGGUGUUACAUGCAGUUGUGGAAAUUAGCUGAAGAUUUCACUCUGGCUGUUUGUUAAAUAAACUGCACUUCAAAGAG
Molecule: messenger RNA, 6692 nt
Organism: Pogoniulus pusillus (Red-fronted tinkerbird)
Lineage: Eukaryota; Metazoa; Chordata; Aves; Piciformes; Lybiidae
Product: mucin-5B
Exons: 48
Coding region: 150-6494 (2114 amino acids)
Cellular component (GO): extracellular matrix
Molecular function (GO): protein binding
Source: RefSeq, a predicted model, not a curated record